GGGCAGCACAGGCGCCCUGCAGCCGGGAUCCAUCCACAACCAAGAGCCUUCCCUCUCUCGGGGCUCACACGUCCCACGCCCAGCUCCAGGCAAGAGCCUGACCCAAGGACUUGUAAAAGCCAAGCCAAAGCCCAAAAAUGGAAGCAGAAGAGCCUCACCCCACCAUGGAUGCAGAGGAGCACCCUUCUUCAAAAGACCGGCCUGCUGAGGACUCAGAGGAGCCCCCUAUCCCUGACAUCCCCUUGGAGCUUGCCAUCGCUGAGCCUCCUUUAGAACCCCACACCUCUGAGUCUCAGAUACUGUCCUCCACCUCCCAGACUGAGCUAGAGACCCACACCUCUGACACCCCCAUGGGGUUCUCCAUCUCCAAGCCUCCUCCGUUACAGCCCCACUCCUCCGAGUCUCAGGUGAUGUCACCCACUUCCCAGGCCGAGCUAGAGACCCCCACCUCUGAAAACUCUCUGGAAUCUUCCACCUCUGAGCCUCAGGUAGUGCCCUCCACUUCCCAGACCCCUUUAGUGACCCACACCUCUGAAAACCCUAUGGAGCCUUCCACCUCCAAGGCCUCUGUAGAACACGCUAGCUCUAAGGUCCCAGAGGAACCCUCUGCUUUGCAAACCCCCUCACCAGAUCAGGUCUCUGAUGCUCUGAAGAAAGGCCUGUCCUCUGAGCCAGGAAGAUCCGCACAAAUCCGUGAAUCUGAGAUGCUUCCAGAGCACUCCCUUGUAGGCCCUUCAGCCAAGGUCCACCUGGACACAGUUGAAAAGGAAAGGGAAGAGGAAGGAGAGGACAAGGAGGGGGAGGAUGCCACUGUCAGCACCACUCACACACCUCAGCCUGGACGUCAUCUGGGUGACACGGCCAAUCCAGUGAUCACUGUUAAGCAGGCAGAUCAAGUAGGAGUGCCUAAGACAAUGCACAAAGAGAAGUCCGAUGCUCAGGCGUACAAUCUUUUCCAAUGGGAGAAGGAUGCAGCUCUGAAGGCCACCCAGACAGGUCUCUACAUCGGUUGGCGUUGCCCCCACUAUCUAUGGGACUGCUUCCGAAUUGGGGAUGAAUCCAAGUGCUUUUGUGGCCACUUGCUGAGAGAGCACCGGAUCGUAUCAGACAUAUCCGUGCCUUGCAAGGUGAGUCAGUGCCGAUGCCUCAUGUUCUGCUUUAUACCAUCACGCCCAGAGGAGGUGGGUGAGUUCUGGCUCCAGAGGCGGGCCACCUUUGAUCCCAAGACCUGGAGAGCCCAAUGCCGCUGCAAACACAGCCAUGAAAACCAUUCGGCUACCGGGUGCCAUCCCUGCAGGGUCAAAGGCUGCUGCUGCAACUGCUUUGAGUCUAAUUUCCUCUGCGCAGCCUGUGACCGGCGUUGGGAGGAACACGGGACUUUCUUUGAGACUGAGGAGACCCGGCGACGAGGAGGGAGACCUCGUGGGACAGACACUGCCAACAGCGGGCACAGGCCUGGGUGAGCCCGGCCCAAAUCAGCAAUAAAGGAGAAGCCACUGGA
This is a messenger RNA of Pipistrellus kuhlii (Kuhl's pipistrelle), 1501 nucleotides long. It is a transcript of the gene FAM221B, whose product is annotated as family with sequence similarity 221 member B. Lineage: Eukaryota; Metazoa; Chordata; Mammalia; Chiroptera; Vespertilionidae. The record is from RefSeq and is a predicted model, not a curated record. The coding region runs from base 138 to 1463 and encodes 441 amino acids. The transcript has 7 exons.